UUCCCCCUGGCGAGGCGGCAGGAUCACAUUUCACAUCCGCGACACUGUUCAGAAGCUGGGCUGGAGUGUUCUCGCUCAGCGCUGCCAGUAACACACGUCCUCCGCUCGCUAUGUAACAAAAAUGGCUGAGAGCACAGAUUGGGUGGAGAUUAUUGAGCCCAGGACACGGGAGCAUAUGUACGUUAACCUGGUCACGGGCGAGUGUGGCUGGGAUCCACCACAGCGGGUCCGUAUCCGGCAAUCGAGCGAGAACCAAUGGUGGGAGCUGUUUGACCAGAACAACAACAGGUUCUAUUACUACAAUGCCCUCACCAAACAGACCGUCUGGCACCGGCCACAGAACUGCGACGUUGUGCCCUUGGCUCGGCUGCAGGCCAUGAAGAGGAAUUCCCAAUCGGAAAACCGGAGCCAACAGCCUGGUGACGGUGCUCACUCCCGGAAGAAUUCCGGCGGCGAGGUCUGUGCUUUCCCCGCCCAGCUGCCGGGGAUCCACGCUGGGGACACGGAGAACGGGAAUGAUGCUGUCAGGGCGAUGCAGAAUUUGGCAAGUCGCAAAGAAUGUGCAGGGUCCAACUCCCCGUGGCAGCCUUCCCCAGGCACCAAGGCAGCGAUGCUGGUGAAGGUCGACAGCGGAACGAGCUCCGUCUCUAGCCAGCAGCAGAGCUCCCCUCCGGUCACCGGCCAGAGAGCCGUCCAGCCAAGCAAAGCCGUGGGUCAGGCCCAGCAGCCAGGCUGUUUCCCUCUGGGCAGUAAAACAGCGGCGUGCCCCCUCGAACCCAAGCCCUCCCUGCAUCUGAAGAAGACAGAGAACGGCGGCUUCUGCCUCGUGUUGACCAGCGUCCCUCCGUGCCAGGCUUCCCAGAAGGCUCAGCCGGGCCCAGUCAGGCCUCUGUCCCCGAAGUGCGCCUCCUCGGCCCCCAUUUACGACGAGCCCCCCAUCGAGUCGCCCAUUUACGACGAGCCCCCCAUGGAGGUGGACCAAGGGAGCGGGCCUGGUGCCGAAUCUGGGGCUCACCGGGCCGGAGCGGGCCAGGUCUCUGACAGGGGGCCUCAGGUGACCAAGCUGCUCCAGGGCCCCGGUUACCAGCAGCAGCUCGUUGCCAGACACGCCAGGAAGCCAUCCAGUACGGAGUACAGCCCGGCUGGGAGGGAGUACAUCAAGCAGAUGGUGAACAUUGACCCGUCCUCGAAGCAGGCAGCCCCCUCCUCCUCCGACUGCGACAGCGCAGGCCGACUCCCAGCGGUGGCCCCUUUACUGGCCAAGGAUAGCAACAGGCAGCCAUGGAAGGCCCUGGAUGUGAACUCAGUGAAGGGUGGCGAACUGCACAGUCGCCAGAGCAGCGUGCAGUCUCAGGAGUACCCCACCUCCGUGGUCAGCCACCAGGACUCGGGCUACUCCACCGGCCCCUCGCCCAGCCUCAGGAGGAGGAAAGGGAGGAAGACGGUGGCGGGCCAGGCCAGGCCGGGCUCUCUGGGCAGCAGCAGCGAGCUCAACGUUCUGAACGAGAAGCUGAUGGCGGAGAUGCGGGCGGUGGUGGGUCGGACAGCGACCGCAGGGGUCCGGGGGAGCCGGUCCAGCCUGAACGCCGACUUGGCCGAGAGCUGCAUUCUGGCCGACAUCCACAAGAUCCGGCUGCAGUCUGAGGGCCGUCACCUCAGGCAGUUCGCCGCCCGCGGCUCUAAGGAAGACAUCGUGGCCAGCAACCGGUCGCUGCACAAGUUGGGGGCGGACAUGCGAGCCUCGGUCGACAGCGAGUUGUCCACGCGGCAGGAAGUCGUCCGUCAGAAAAGGACGUUUGAAAAGGUGGACUUUUCCAGCCAUUCGUUGGAAAGAAGCUUGACGAGUCAGAUUAGCCUGUCUCUGCCGAGUCCCGUUCGGAACCAGCCACAGUCCCAGAACAUUGGCAGCAGCACACAACUCGACCCAGGAGGGCAGACGUGCAACGUGGGCUACCAUUUUCCUUACACCACGCUCCGCAAGCCCCUGCCAGAGAAGAGCAUGGAAGACUGGGCGGCCAAGCACCUCAACAUGCACACUCGGGGUAUCUUCAGACGCAGGCUGUCCAUCGCCAACAUGCUGUCCUGGGUCGGAGGCUCCAUCAAGAAACCGAUGCUGGUCACCAACGACCGCACCAUCAAGAAAGACGCCUGCGAACUGUUCAAGCUGGUACAGAUGUACAUGGGUGACCGGCAAACCCGGAUGGAGAGGGUCCCCAUCGCCCUGGUGAUUGUCACCAAGUGCUGGACAACGCAGGGGAUCCGCGAUGAGCUUUACAUCCAGCUGUGCAGGCAAACCACGGACAAUCUGUGCUACCAAAGCCUGGCGUACGGCUGGGAACUCAUGGCCAUCUGCCUAGCCUUCUUUUCUCCAUCGCCCAAGUUCCAGUCUUACCUGGAAGGGUACAUCUAUCGGCACACCGACCCUGCUCAUGACAUGAAAAUAACUCAACGCAUCAAGGAGCUGGUGGAGAUGAAAAACAAGAAGUUUUCAAAAUCGAGGAAGAAGAGAAAGCAGAACAUUGAGGAGGAGGAAGAGCUUCUCAUCAGCACGUAUGCCAAGUACUGCUACCGCAAGCUGCAGAAGGUUGCUGUGACGGGGGGAAAGAAGGGGCUCAGAAAACCCACCAUUGAGGAGAUCCAUCAUGCGAAAAAUGCCAUCCUCACGCCCUCCAUGUUUGGCAGCUCUUUGGAAGAGAUUAUGGAAAGGCAACGUGAACGCUACCCAGAGAGAAAACUGCCCUGGGUUCAAACCCAGCUCUCCAAUAAAGUCCUGGCACUGGGAGGGGCGCAGGUUGAAGGCAUCUUCAGAGUGCCUGGGGACAUUGAUGAAGUGAAUGCCCUCAAACUCCAAGUUGACCAGUGGAGGAUCCCAGAGAACCUAGCUGACCCUCAUAUACCAGCCUCACUCCUGAAACUGUGGUAUCGAGAGCUGGAGGAACCGCUGAUCCCUCAGAAGUUUUAUCUGCAGUGUGUGAACAACUAUGAGAAUCCAGAAGCUGCUGUUGCUGUGGUGGCUUCCCUGCCUGAAAUAAAUCGCCUCGUCCUUGGUUACCUCAUCCACUUUUUACAGAUUUUUGCACAGCCAAUCAACGUGAGCAAAACCAAGAUGGACGUCAACAACCUCGCCAUGGUGAUGGCUCCAAACUGCCUGCGCUGCCAGUCCGACGACCCCCGGAUUAUUUUUGAGAACACGCGGAAGGAGAUGUCCUUCAUCCGCCUGCUCAUCGUGCAUCUAGACACGAGCUUUGUCAAAGAAGAGUUGUGAGAGAUCAGAGGUUCUGGACUGUGGGCCCGAGUGGCGAGCUCUUGUCGGUCUCUUGCCGUGGUCCCUUUGAUGGUGCGGUGCGUGCGUUUGUACUCGGUUCUGCCUGCUUUCCGGUGGCUGGACAAUCACUCGUUGACGAAGAAAUGUUGCCUCAAACCAGUCCCUGGAACAGUGACCACGCAGAUCCAUCCAUUUGUGCUAUUGAAUCCAAGUCGUGUUUCCCUGUGUCAAUGGUGCAGACCAAAGGCGAGGGAGACGCUGGGGCUUACUGUGUCUGAGAUGUUAUGCAUGCAGUUUGUGUUCUCAAAACCUUGCGCCAAUAAUGAUAAAUUGAGUCUAAUAGUUUGCGCGCGCGUGUGUGUGUGUGUGGGCGUAAUUCUCUUUUAUUUGCACUGGUCAGAGUUUAAAAAGGUGCCUCAUGACAGAGAUAACCAAGCCAUUGGUUGGAUUAGGUUAGCAUUGCUCCUCAUCCCCACCUUGCAUUAUCCAGCAGCUACUGCAAUAUUCCACCUUCCACUGCAUAGUAAUGGAGGGAGGCGCAAUAACAUUGAAGCUUUGGGGGAGGGGGGGUGGAAAGAAGAGGCAAUUAGGGGAGACAGGAAAGCUCUCAAUCUGAAUUGUUGUGUGACUGAGCAUCGAAAACAGCGAAGGGAGCUGGGAGUGGCUGUGUAUGUGUAACUUUUUAUUUUGUUUUCUUUUGUAAGAAAGAAAACGCACACUUUAAAUAGACAUUAACAAAGGUGUAUGUAUGUCUUUUUCUUCCUCUUGAACAAAGCGAGACAUUUGCUUGUUUUAGUUUUAAAAAAAAACAGCCCUUUCCAGUGCCCUGUACUAAUUCUGAGCUCUGACUGUGAUUGCUCACAGCACUAUUGUAAAACUCCAGCUGAUGAUUCAAAUGCCUUGGUCGCUGAUGAUGUAGUUGAGUGAUUGAGUUUUUCAGUUGAUAUUAUUCUAGGAACUUUUUUAUAUUUAAAUUCAUCUGUAUGAUGCGGGUAUUGCUGGCUAGGACAGUGUUUAUUGUCCAGGAGUACGUUGUGGUGAGCUGCCUUCUUAAACCACUGCAGUCCUCGGAGUGUAAGCGAAGGAAAGUCAAUGAGUGUCCUCCCGAUAUUCAGCCACAAAAGAGGGCAUUUUCAAUGGUAUGUGGCAGACAGUGACUGUGCUGCAUCAAAUGCAUGUCAGAGAGCAUUCCAUAUUUAAUUUUUAUUGAAUCAGUUUCCCAGCUUGGCCCAGUCCCGGGGGAGUUCAUCACAUGUCCAGCGGCAUAUCCUCUCAUUUUCAGCUGAUGGACAAUCCCCACUUCAGCAUCAAUACCCUCGGAAUUCAGGGAUUGGAAACUUUUCACAGCUAACUGCGUAACUAGCCUUCAGUUCACGGCAGUACGAGGUUCUGAAACUGAACUGUGCUGCCUGUGUGAAAUACCCUUUGCUAUGACAAUCAGGGGCCUAAUGAUGUAAUACUGAGUGAACUAUACUAGAGUUUCAAAAGGCCUUUCUUUUUUAUUGAUGUUCAAAGUACCUGGGAAGUGAUGCGAGUGUUUGUCUUGAAGGCUAAUUAUUUCACUUCUUGAUUUUUCUCUGGUAGACUGUUUGGAGUCUCACUGGAAACAGAACAGUCAUCAAUGUCUCUUGUUGCCAGAAUAUAUGGCUGUAGAAAAAAAUAAAAUAGCCCCAUAACCAACAGGAGUCUUCAACGAUGUGAUUGACGGCCUGGAGUCUAAAACUAUAAUAAAACAAACGUGCUUGGAGAUUGCAGAAAUCUCAUACGAGGCUUCCACAGCCCCAUCGUGACAUUCAAAUUGGAUUUAGUAAUUAAGGGGAACAAAGGCCCAGUAAAUGUGGACAUUUGCUUCGAAUUAGCUCUCAACUUCAGGCACAUUUUCAAAUUUAAUCAUUGCCACUUGAAACUGAAUUAAUUUACAUUUUGAUAACUGGAUAUCUUAAUUUUACAAUUAAGGAUGAACAAAAGCCAUUAUUAAAUAGAUUAACUGGGAUGAGGCCCUAUUUGAUCCAUUGAAUUUAUGUUUAAUGUAAUUAUUUUUGUUAUCCAGUUGACUUUGAGAAGGCCAGAUGGUGAGGUCUAUUCUCCUGCACGUCCAUUAUAACCAUUUGUCCCUCAUUCUCUCCACACCUGGGUGAAGUGAUCCAGUUUGUACCCAGUCCCAUGGGCACUCAACAUGACCAGGUAUUGAGGAGGUACGAAUGGUUCUGAGAUGGGGUCAUGGUAAUUUAGUGCCUGUUCACUCUCCUGCCUUUCCAUCUAGCUUCUGUAUCGGACUACUCGGGCUAUACAGUGGAAUUAUACUCCUGAAGCUGGUCUUUUCCAUGCAAGAUUUGAAAGCAGAAUGUGAACUUCUCAUGAGCUUACGUUGAGGCUUAGUAAUUUCUCCCAUUUGAAAUUAAGCUUGGACGGUACACAGCACUUACCUGCUAACCUGGCUGUGAUCACUCUCUCGGGGUGAGAAACUGCUUAGCCCUUGGAAAGGCUAAGUCAAAUCCAAACUCUUUCCCCUCCUCCCCUCCCCAUUCACCGUUGAGUGUUUAUUGCUAUUUUUCUGCAGUAUAACUAGGCCAGUUUUACUAAACUAUGGUUUCCUGUCUUCUUGAUUGUGGCUGAUCAUGUGGCAGCUGUCCAAUUUUUUUGUAAUUAUUAUUUUUAGAAUGUGGUUCGUUGCUGAAUUGCAAAUGUCUGUCUUGUGCCUAAAACAUCUGUGGAUGAGGACUCAUUCUCUGAAAUUGUGUUGUAAGUUUUGAGUUCACGUGUUAGUUCCAACUCCGAGGUGUUGCUUUCAGAUUUGGAAAAUCGGAAGACGAUUAAAAAUUGUACACUCAGAUCUGAACAGACAGGUUCUGAUAUUCCACGUAAACAGUUGCUUUCUGUUUUAAGAUGAGGCUGAGUGAGACAUUAUCUUUGUUAUCACUUCUUCACUAAGGUAUUCUAGACCAGAAGCUAAUGCUGUGAGGUACCAUCAAUAUCACAGAUCCCAUUUAAGAAUGAGGUUGUAUUACGUUCACUGAAGUUGCUGAUCAAUUGUAUUGCAAAUGCAAGAGUGCCAAAUUUCAAAGGAUCACAGCAAGAUAAUUUGGUAUUCUUGCAUUUGUUCAGAUGGAUGCAAGACAAAAUGCUUUGGCAUUGUGUGUGUCUCUCUCUUUCCCUCCUUCACGCUCUCUCUGUCUCUGUCUCUCUCUGUCUCUCUCCUCACAAACUCAUUCUCUCACACCCACUCUCUCUGCCUCUCUCUCUCUCUUUCACACACACACUCAGUCCCUUUCUCUCUCCCCUCCAUCGCUCUCUUACACCCACUUACUCUCUCUUUCUCACACUCACAAGUCAACACACACACUCUCUAUCUCUCUCUCUCUCUCUCUCUCUCUGUCACUCUACAGCAAUAUUUAAGUUCUGUACUACCAAGUGACUCUAUGUUGCAAAUAUUUAAUUUUGAAAUCAGUUGCCUGGUUCUGAGGCCUUGUCAAUUUAGCCUAUGCCUUAACAGGAGAAUGAUUAAAAGUUGACCAAUCUGAUAAUGCUGCUAAAACUUUAAUUCAAACAUUUCUCACCCCUUCCACCACCCACCAAUCUAGUUUAUCUGGUUAAAAGUUUAAUGUAUGAUAUUCCUUUUGCCUGUAAUUUCUGUGGUUUUCCCUCCCACAUUCUCCCAAGGCUAAUGUUGAUCUCGGCCGCAGAGUCUAGUUUCAGCAGUUGUUAAGAUGUCCUAUUUUUAUAAUAAAAAAGAUAGCUUUUCCAAAAAACAUCUUUCUGAAUUGCAGCUUGCUGUAUUUAUAUAUUCCUCUUAAGUUUAUAUUUCUGCUAUAUAACUGUACAAAAUAUAUUUUAGAAUUGUUCUUCACAUAAGGGAGUGUGUGGUCUAACCUUCAGUGAGAGGAUGUGUUAUCUAGAAGGGAAAGUGUCUGUAUAAUUAUGUACAAUUAAACAUUGAUGAUUAUUAUAGUUGUGCAGCUAAUUAUCCUGGUAGAGCAUCUUUUUUAUCUUUUGCCAGACUGUACACUUUUAUUAGCAGAAGGUAUUUUACCUCCUCCCCUUUCUCAUCCACCCUCGUUACUCCCUACAUUCUUGUUACUCCCCAAGAACUUGUUACCGCCAAUGCCCCUGUUACUCCCUGCGACCCUAUUACUCCCCGCGACCAUGUUAUUCCUCACGCCCUGUUUCUCCCAGUGCCCUUCUUACUCCCAAUGCCCCGUUACUUCCUGUGCCCAUUACUCCCCACGACCCUGUUAUCCCAAUGCCAUGUUACUCCCUAUGCCCAUUACUCCCCACGACCCUGUUAUCCCAAUACCACGUUACUCCUCGCAAACCUGUUACUCCUCACGCCCGUUACUCUCUUUGAGCCCCAUUAUCCUGCCCCCAUUUGACCCCCACCCUGACCCUCAUCAUGCCCCAGUUGGAAGCCUUUUCUAUCCCUGGGGCUGAAUGAUCUAGCCCUGCACCUUGUGUUAAGGGAGGGGAGGGGGGAGGGUGUGGGUCAGUCAUGAGCCCACAGCAUCUAAACACUGGUGUAACACAGCGCCAUAUGGAAGCCUGAUGACAGAUUGACCAACCAUGGACAUUUUCUUCAGUGCCCCCUGACCUUCCCACUUUCCCUGGAAAGAUCCAUUUCUCACUGACCCAUGCAUUGAAAUCAAGUGGAUCAAGAUACCUCAUAGUUUUGCCCUCCCAGUGACCUACCAGGCCAAAACCACCUACCAUUGCUAUGUAGAGCCGUGCAGAAGUGAAUCUCUCCUGAUUGGUUGCUGUUGUGGGUGGCAUUCACUGCCUUGAAGUCAGGUUAGUGGAUUGAACACAGCAAUUAGCCUUAGUGGUCCUGGGCCAGAGAAGUGUGUCGGGGGGGGGGGGAGAGUCAGCCUUUUACUCCUGGCUCUGAUUGAGUAAGCCCCACUAGAGGUGUGCAUGUGUCAGAGGCUGGUUCAGAACUGGUCUUGAUGGUCUCUGUAGCUGAAUAGCUUCCAAGAUUGAGGAACUUCCUUGCCCUCGGCCAUGGCGUGGGCUGAAUAGAGCAAGGUACCAAGUACCUGGCGCUUUCCCUUGAAUCGUCAACAUGGCCCCCACCCUUUGCCAGGCGGGAGUUGGUGCUUUUAGGAUUGGAGUAAAUCAAAACUCCUUCGAUGCCCUUUUAAAAUGUCUCAUUGCACCGUUGGUGGGAACUAAAGCAGGCCAGUCAAACGGGUGAGAUUAUUUGUAUAAUACACCUCGUUGACUGAAGAACAUUUCUGGGUCUUUGUGCUGCCUUGUGCAUUCUGCUGUUUUAUCUUGGUGAAGGGUGGAAUCUUAACUCGGGCACGGCUGGAAUAUCUACGGGAUCAGAUGGAUGGCUGUUUCACAGCCCACUGAUUGGGCGAGUGCUAGCAGUCUCCCCAUCUGUCAGGGAACUGAAGGGAUCAGGUGAAGUGUUGAUUACAGCUAGCCUGCUUCCAGUCUGUGAGGAAGGUAACAUUAAAUGUAAAUUUAAGAUUGCUAUCCAAUUUCUCGGCUGAGGAUCUUAGUUAAAAUCAGGCCCGCCCCACUCCCCAUGUUGCUGACUUUAUGCCCCCUUUGAUUAUGUAAAGUAAUUCAAUUCUGUGGAGGUACUAAACUGACAAUAAUUUACAUUAAUUUUGUGUUCCUGCACAUAAUACAACAUCUGGUAUUACACUACUGGAAAUUUGUAAAUAUAGUUUUGUUUAAAUAUUUCUGUACAAAUACAAAGGAUUCUUUGUGAUGGACAAGAUUCCCCCAAAAUUGGUGCUGGGGAAAAUUAAGGUCACUGAAAAUAAGCAGAUGGCUUGAGUAACAAUAGAGUUAAAAUUAAACCUCAGAAUAUCCAGGUGGUGGGAAUACACAUAGCCAUUGUAGCUUUAAAGAAUAAAAAACCUCAUUUAUUCAUUUUCUUUCCAUUUCCCCACCAGGUAUUUACUUAAAUAUCAGUUGUACAGUCUGAAGGGAGGUUAAAUAUGGCUUAAAUAAUAAACUCAAUGUGGAAUUGACUUUCUGAAUGAGUAACUGGGGAAAGGGAUUUGCCUGUGUGCAUUGUAUGGAAGACUGUCUUAUUAAAAGCAAAACCAAAUAUGUAACCACUCUUGAAUCUGUUUCACUUUUGUACAUUGUGCCGUCUGAAAUAUGCUUUAGUAUUAAUGUGUAAAACUGUGUUGUAAACUUCCCUGUAAACAUUGCUGUUCAUGUUUUGUUUUUUUUCAAUUGUUUUCUUUGCACUUGGCUUCUCCUUCAUGCUGUGAUAUGUUAAUGCUUUUUGAUAAGUUGUAUAAAAGCAGAAUAAUUUUUUUUGUGUACACUGGAUGUUUCUUUCCGCAACAGAAAUGUAAAUAAAAACUGCAAGAUUCUGACCUUAAAAGAUCUUGAAUGUUUGCUGUUGUGAGAGUCCAACGUUUACAGUUAGAGCAUUAAUGUUCACAAAUGGAAAUGUGUGUACACUAACCAUAAACAAAUACUGCUGUUGUUAA
Hemiscyllium ocellatum (epaulette shark) is the source of this 9717-nucleotide messenger RNA. RefSeq names its product Rho GTPase activating protein 46b (gene arhgap46b). Gene Ontology annotation, molecular function: GTPase activator activity; protein binding. The record is from RefSeq and is a predicted model, not a curated record. Gene Ontology annotation, biological process: signal transduction. Gene Ontology annotation, cellular component: cytoplasm; cytoskeleton. NCBI's taxonomy places the organism in Eukaryota, Metazoa, Chordata, Chondrichthyes, Orectolobiformes, Hemiscylliidae. The transcript is spliced from 10 exons. The coding region runs from base 122 to 3265 and encodes 1047 amino acids.